Molecule: messenger RNA, 8544 nt
Organism: Ooceraea biroi (clonal raider ant)
Lineage: Eukaryota; Metazoa; Arthropoda; Insecta; Hymenoptera; Formicidae
Product: formin-J
Biological process (GO): regulation of transcription by RNA polymerase II
Molecular function (GO): cyclin-dependent protein serine/threonine kinase regulator activity
Source: RefSeq, a predicted model, not a curated record
CACUUUACUACUUUCCUGUUUUCCUCCGAGAGGUGAGCUGAGUAUAGCUGAAGUGAGCAUCGAAAGGUUUGUACGAACGAGCAGUACUCAUAGAAAAAGACAGAAUAGUGAAAACGUGGUUCACGCGAGUCGGCUGCAGUCUGCUGUGUUACGCAAUCCAUUUCGUGCGACCGAAUGUGUUAUCGUUCGUGCUAUCUCAUCUCGUCGGAGUGCGGAAGGGAAAUUGGUGUCCGACAAUGAUACGUCGCGUCCGCGAGAUGCGAUGGAGGUUAUGAGUGCAUUCAUGCGAAUGAUUCUCGGCUGUGAAUGAUCAUUGCAGAGGAUCCACACGUGUCUAUGUUCGUCGGCAUCGGUUUUUGCGAAUGAAAUUACGUGAAAUCGAUGUUGCACGUGAUCACGAGCGAACUGAAGGAGUCGCGAGUGGUGUGGCUGCGAGGUAGCGCUGAAAGUUGGCGGCGAGUCGGCCGGUGUUCGAGCAUUAAUUAUUCGAAAAAGUUUUUCGCACGUGUUGCAUGGUGCAUUGGGAAAAACGGAAGCGUUAACCAGAAAUCCCCUCUAAAGCGAGAGAAUUCCUACGACACGAGCGGGAAAGCGGUAGUCUGCUCAAGUGUUUACGAUAACACGAUACGACGCCAUUUUCGAUCGCUCGAACGAAUAACGUGAGAUCAGUCAGUGAGACGUGACUCGAGCACGUACCGAGUAUCAGAUACUCGCUCUAACCCUUCCCCCCCCCCCCCCCUUGACAAUCCCACAAGACUUUCGUGCUGAAGUGUGCAUCGUUUAGGACUGAGCAAGUUGUGUAUAAAUAUAAAUGGCGUCUGACGAAAAAUGGUACUUCACGAAGGAGCAACUCGCAAACUCACCGAGCAAGAGAUGCGGUAUCGACGCAGACAAGGAGCUGAGCUACAGGCAACAAGCGGCGAACUUCAUUCAGGACAUGGGACAACGGCUCGUGGUAUCCCAGUUGUGCAUCAACACAGCCAUAGUUUAUAUGCACAGAUUUUAUGUGUUCCAUUCACUGACACAAUUUCAUCGCAAUGCCAUCGCAGUAGCAGCCCUUUUUUUGGCAGCAAAGGUAGAGGAGCAGCCGAGGAAGUUAGAACAUGUUAUCAAAAUGGCAUAUAUGUGUCUUCACAGAGAUCAACCACCUCCUGAUAGCAGAUCUGAACAAUUUCUCGAGCAGGCUCAAGAUCUAGUAUUUAAUGAGAAUGUCCUUUUACAAACAUUAGGAUUUGAUGUUGCCAUUGAUCAUCCACACACACAUGUAGUAAGGUGUUGUCAGUUGGUCAAAGGUAAAGCAAGCAAGGACUUAGCUCAAACUUCAUACUUCAUGGCAUCUAACAGCUUACAUUUGACAACAAUGUGUCUACAAUAUAAACCAACAGUUGUAGCCUGUUUUUGCAUACAUCUUGCGUGCAAAUGGUCAAACUGGGAGAUACCACAAAGCACCGAAGGAAGGCAAUGGUUUUGGUACGUGGAUAGAACUGUAACUUCGGAACAGCUCGCGCAACUCACCAGUGAAUUUCUUCACAUAUUCGACAAGUGCCCAUCGAGAUUAAAGAGAAAAAUCAUGAGCAUAUCUGCAAACCAAAGUCCAAUCAUACAUCAACCAAGUCUACCAAAUUCUCCAUUUGAUGCCGAGCCACACAAAAUACAAUCUCCGGUAAUGACAAUGAUGGAUGGUAUCUCUCAUUCGAGUCGUUCUCAUCAUAUGCAACCGGAGAAACAGGAGAAGCAGGAUGAGAAGAAAGCCGGAGCCACUGUGGGACCAUCGACGUCGAGAGCAGCUGUAGAUUAUCGAGAGUAUCGCGAGAAAAAGGAGCGGGAGCGCUUGGAGCGCGAGAAGGCAGCAGCUGCGGCGAUUGGAGGCGGUCACCUUGUCGACCCGAAACAUCAUUCGCAUCACCAUAAACCCGUGACGAACCCGAGUGUGCCGAGUAAGCAUCAGAUGCCAUCGGUGCAGAAAGGAACCACUCUUCAUCAUAAUCAUCAUCACCGACCAGAUAUGAAAGUUGGUCAGCCAGUGCAACCACAGAGACAUUCGAUCAGUAGUCAACCCAGAGAACCCAACCGUGAUCCCAGUAGGCAACGAUUGCCGAGAGAACCAAACGUUGGUGUGGCUCAUUCGUCACACGCUCAUGUCAAUUUAGAUAGUUCCUCAUCCGAGUCCGCAUUGCAUAGGACAGACGGCGCUUCGCAAGACCUCGCAUCCUCGAUGCACACCAAUCUGCAGGAGAAGCUGAGUAAUAACAAUCACAGUGGUCAUAGAUUAAAUGCACUCGACAGCAAGCAUCAGCAGCACGACAAGAGGAUGUAUCGGGGCGAGGAUCCAAGGCUUAAAUCUGCAAAGUACGCGGACAUGAACAGAAUCGAGAAUCAACGACGAAAGGCGGAGACGUUGGAGCAGAGGUGCGAGGAGGUGCGGAAGCUGAUUGAGAAACCGCUACCACCACCGAAGCAGGUGGAUGUACCGUACUUGAUGAAUGCGCAGCAGAAGCAGCAGCAGCCACAUCACUCCAAGUACAGUCAGCAAGCGCAAGAUAAGUCGCAGGGUGUCCCAAUGUCGGGCGACGUGAAACACGCCACCGGCCAGAACGCGCUCCCGCAAGAUAAAUCACCCGUGUCGACGUUGUCGUCGCAAGCGCUGCAAAAGACUGUUCCCGCGAAGGCGCAAAUUCAUAAUCCACAUACGACGCAAGGUGUGUCUCAGAUCCUGAAGGAUACCAUCAAGAAUGGUUCCCAGUCGAGUCUCAGCAGCAUGGACGAUCCGAAGUCGGAGAAGCGAUCGCGGACGGCCGUACACGAAACGGCUGAGAAGAACAGCGCCGAGAGAAAUUCUGCUGAGAUUCAACAACAGAGCUCUCACGUACACACGCCGCCCAGCAAGCACAGAUCGCUCUUCAGCCCGGAGACACCGACCCCGCGGGAACCGCACGUCCAGAGGCCUAAAUCGAAGCAAAAGACGCCACCCUCCGUGGUGAAGAUAAAACAGGAGCCGCGUGCAUCACCGUUUGCAAGCCCCUCGACUUCGCAAGACUCGGUAGUAGCGAAACGGCCGAUCGGAGACAGUGUGGCGUCUUCGCACAAGAGGCUUCGCACGUCGAGCAUCGGCGAGAGUGAGCCGCCGAUAAAAAUAAAAACGGAAAUCAAGAUUGAGGAUGCUUCCAGUCUGGAGGCGAUGAAGUUACUCGGUCGUGUGCCUGAUCUAAUUCAGCCGAUACGUGAUAAUUCUUCGUUGUCAUCGAAUGGUAGGAGCAGCGGUGCAUCGUUGGUGAUGAACGAUCUGAAUCUGCCGGAGCUUAACAAACCAUUCGAGCCAGAUACGCUUCGUUUCAACGCGAUGACGCAACACAAGGUCUCGUCAAUGAACGUGCACGCGCUGACGAAUGGUAUCGAUCUUAAUAUAGUUAAACAAGAGUCUCUAGAACAUUGCAAGAAGGAGCCUUUAGAACAUUAUUCGAGGAAGGAGACAUCAGGACACAGAGUCCCGGAACCGUUGCAUCCUCAUCUACAGUCGAAGCUGGAAUACACGUCGCCGAUGAAGUCCGCACAAAGUAUAAGCGCGUUGCUUCAGGAGACUCUGGCACCGAUGCCAUCAUUGUUGCAAGGCCUACAACAACAUACUCAAGUACCUGCUCCGCAAAUGCAUCAAGAGCUGCAGCAGCAACAACAGCAGCAGCAUCAUCAUCACUUGCAGCAACACCAGCAGCAGCAAUCCAUUUCUCAUUCAUUGAUGGAUCAUCAGCUGCCAAUGACAACUCAAUGCUUGUCCGUGCCGACCACGAGUGAUAAUCUCACGCCAAUUGCUUCGACUGUAGACAUCAGCGCUCUUUCCUGCGUACCGAUGACGCAAUCAAGCGGCAGUACGACAGAAUGUGUAUUGCCAACAACCUCAGCCUCUACGACGGUGGUCGUGGUUCCGCCGGCAGAGGAGAAGAGAUCGGAACACCACAAAAGCGAGAAGAAGAAGAAGAAGGAGAAACAUAAGCACAAGGAUAAGGAUAAGAGUAAAGAAAAGCAUAAGCACAAACACAAGGAUAAGGACAAGGAGAAACAUCGAGAAAAGAAGGUAAAAGGGAAGAGCGAGGAGACACCGACAGCGGCGCGCAUCAAGAUCACUAUACCCAAGGACAAGCUGAAUCUGAGCACCGAAUCGUCGCCGAAUGUAAAUAGCGGGAGCGGCACUAGCACUGGUAUGUCGGACAAGAACAUAUCGUCGCAGAGCACACGAUUGAAAAUCAAGAUCCCGAAGGAUCGGCUCAAGAGUAACGACGGCGCGUCCGCUUCGUCGCCCGCGCAGCCCGCGGUGAUGCAGGGCCCGCUCAAGAUCAAAAUACGUACCGACGGGAUUCCGAGGAGCUCGGCAGCGGCGCAGCCGUCAUUGCCGCCGCUCCCACCGCAGUCAUCAUCCUCAUCAUCGAGCGUCUCCACGCACCUGACAUCGACCAUCGAGUCGUCCGCGAAUGAAACGAAUCGGAAACGCGCGCUGGUCGAGCCGACCGGCGACAAUUCGACGAUCAGCGGAUGCACGCCCGCGAAAAAGCAGCCGCUGAUGCCGCCGACAAGUUACAGCCAGGGCCAUCGACCCGGAGAAAGGCAGAACGGCAGGCACUAUAACUCCGGCAGCAAUAAUAAGGAGAGACACACGUCCAGCCAUCACAAAAACUCCAACAAGCUGCCGCAGUCGCAACAGUCCCACACGACGUAGUAUGUUAGCGGGCAAAGCGAUAAGGACGUGCCGAACGAUUUGUCCAUCUCGAAGAGAAGAUCGUUAAUUUGCCACUUCACCCUUUCAUGCCGCCGACCGUUUUUCCCUUUACCGCAACAAGGAUCAUCUUUCUGCGUCUUCUCUUUUGUCCCAUCUUACAUCCUUCCGCUUUGUAUUUCGACAAGGGAAGGAGGCCUCCUCCUAUAUCAUUGCACGAUGAUGAUUCUAAGUGUGUUAGCUCAAGCUUUUGACGGAAAUCGGAAUACAUUUUGACAUCAAAAGCUUUGGGAUGGAAAAAUGUGAACAAAAAAGAAAGAAACGUGAUGUUGAUUUCAAGCUGAAAUAUGGCUUACGUUUUUAAUUGUUUGCGUACUAAUCCUCCUCUCAUUCACUUGCUUUCUUUUCCGUUUGCAUAGUGCGCGCACAAGUGUUGAUCCUGAAGUGUGGAUGAUCCUUGUCAAUUCACAGAACUGCAAAUAAUGUUGUUAAAUUAUUUACGUUCCAAUCGCGGAUUAAUCGUUUGCGGCGAUCCACUUGUUGCGGUUAUUAAACAUCCAUUGUUGAGCGUUUCGCUAUUCUCCACGCAAACGCGUCCCGCUCAGUUAUAUUUGAGCGAAAUAUAAAAAAUAAUUAAUCAUUUCUUUAAUCUUUCUCUCUCUCUCUCUCUCUCUCUCUUUUCUUUAUUUUUCUUAUUUCUUAAGUGAAAUAUUCUUCCAAUGAAUUCGUGUGAAUAGCGAAACGUUCAGCCGGAAAAAUGCGGUUAACAUGUUGCUUUGGGUAGUGCAUGGAGGUGUACUUUGCGGUGCAAAUUACUUGAGAUAAAUUUUGUACUUGGGAGUUUCGUAAAGAGAGAAAAUGUCUUUAAGAGGAUAGAAACCGGGGGCUGUUCUUAGACUCUUUAUUCGCAUUGUCUCGUCACUUAGUGAUAUUUAUCUUGUCGUUCUCCACGUGGGGGAACGUACACAUAUUCCUCGCCGAAUGAAUUCUUCAUCCAAAUAAAUAAAUUACCAACGAUUGGUUGGUUUGUUGCAGAGGAGAAUUUGGCAAGAUAAUAGAUUAAUUUCGGUAGUCUUUACUAGUUGAAUCGAAUAAAAAUCUUAAGUAGAUUAAAACUGAUAAUAAAUCUAAUAGAAGUUGACUUGUUUCGCUCAACUCGGAGACUAAUAGAUAGAUGGAAAAAAUUGCAUACUUGUAUUAUACGUAUAUUAGCAUUGUAUUAUUAUGUAAAAGCCGCUUUAGAUUGUUUUUUUAAACGAGGUAAUAGCUCUUAUUACGUUACGUUACUGUUAGAAAGUCGCCUCGCGACCUCGAGUACAUUAUGCAUUUAACAAAUGCCUUAUAUUUUCGGCUGUGUUUUAAUGAUACUUUGUUUCUUCUCACACGCAUCGUCAAUGCAAUAUACCGUCUUUACGCGGAGAACACGUCAUCCAUUUUUCUUCACGAUGAUUCGGUGUUCUCAGAUCCUCCCGUUCGAAUAAUUCACCCCAUCAGAGUCCAUCAAGUAUAUGCCCAUGCUACUGAUUGUUCUGCGAGAUCAAUUCGCGACCGAAUGUCUCUACAACGAAGCGAUCGAUUCAAUUAAAUAAAACAAAUGCAUACACACACACACACACAUACGGAUAUAUGAUUCGCGCACGCAGUAAAAUAUCUGCUCGAUGAUGCCCGAUGGUAUUUAUAUAUUGUGUCGUCUUAUUGUGUAAAUAGUUCUCUACUCGCAUAAUGUAGGAAGUAAAUAUUAUAUUAUCGUAAUUUAGUUAUAAGUGACUAUAAAGUAAUAUUGAUAUUACCGACAGACUGUAAAUAAAAUUAUUUUGUAUGCCAAAAGAAACCAAAUGAGAAUGAACUCUACUCCGAAGCACGAUGAUGUCACAUGUAGUCGAAUGCGUAAGCGUAAAAUGUGGAGACCUGGAAAAUGUAUAUCAAUAUUCACACCUACACGCACCUACGUACCUACGUGCAUUAAAGAUGUAUAAAGUUACGCGCAAUCGCUCAGCGAAAUCGAUGUUUACGUGCGCGCGGGGUUUCUUUGAUAUAAUAAACGCGCUGAUUACGAUUAUUAUUAUAUUUUCGGCAAUACGCGAGACAACUAUAUAGGUUCAAAGUGCGUUUUAAUAAUCGUCCAAUCUACAUUUUCUUCUUUUCUUCCUUCCCUUGUAACAUGAUUUAAGUUAAGCGAAGUUGCGCGAAUUACGGAUUGCGUAAUAAUGGCACGAGACAAACUGAUUUGUUCAACCAUCGUGUCUCUCGUAUGUUUAGUAGUAUUUAUAUCGUCGAAAUUUAUAUUGGAGGCACGCCGAAGAAAGUGUAGAUAUCAAAUUAAUUAAUUCACGAGUAUUCGUGCCGCCCCCAUCGUGAAAACGGGAUUUUUAAUCGAGUUUCAUGUUCGAUCUUUUUUUCCUUGUUUUCUUUUCCUUGAUGAUGAUGAAGAUGUAUAUCCGACACAAUAAUAUCACGAUGUUGCGUUCCGUGAUGUAAUAAAUAUUUUUUUAUUUUCAUUACAGUAAGGAGGAAUAGAGAAAGCGAGAUGAUGACAAAUUUAUUUCAUUGUGUCGGCAUAUAUCUCUUGUCUCAAUUAUUGUUCGAUCACACCUCUGAGAGGAAAAAGAAAGAGAAAGAGCGAGAGAACUGCAAAGCUAGAUUAAGUUUCUUUUUCUUUUCUUUGCAACUUUUCUUUGCUAAAAAAACUUUUUUGUUCUUUCUCUCUCGGCUACGCGUGCGUGGGGUAUGUAUUUAUCACUAUUAAUUAUGUUCGUUGAUACAUGAUGAUUAUUAUCACGAUUGACGAUAUAAAUAAUAUGAGCUGUUGGGCAAGGACAAUCUAAAUCACAGUGAGUGAAGAUAAUAUUUCUUUGCAAGUUUGCAUUUUUGUUAGCAUGCGAACUUCAGUGUAAAAGUUCAGAGUAAAAGGGACGAUGAAAAAUCCGUUGUAACUUUUCCUGUGGAAAAUUUUAAUUUUUCUUUAUUGUAGAAUUAUAAAAAAAAAAAAAUUUUUUUACGUUAAGAUAUAAAUCUUCUUUCGUUUGAUUACGAAAUCGAAGGGGGAGAGGAAUAUUAUGCUCUAUAUUAUGCUUAAUCGACUAUUGUUGAUUACUCUUAGAUUUAAAUGACCGUAACUCAACGGCUCGUAUUUGGGAAAACUAACUGUAAACGAACGUCCGAAUGAUCCUUGAUGACUGGCGCAGUCCGUCAUCAUCGAUCGAUUUCUUCAAGCGCGAUGCACUUAGAAAUGAAGCGAUCGAGCGUGCGAAUGGCACGCUCCGUCGUCGUAGGAAUCGGCGACUAGUGAAAGUCGAUGGAAUUGUCGUUGUCCACAAUACUGUACAUAAUAACUCUAGCUCGUAAGGACUUAGAGAAAUAACAACCGCGGAUGCGAAAAUGCGUACGCGACAAACAAGGAAAUAUAACUCGCAUUACUAACGCUCGUGAAAGCCGUGUGCACUCGCGAAGUUUUCCUCGGUCGCGCCUGGAAAGGAACUUUGUUUUGUUCGCUGUUGCAAAAUAAUACAGAUGAUAAGGCAAAUGAUAAGGAAGUGGGAGCACGUGCAGGCAUUUUUCUUUUUUGAGAUCUAUCAAGGUAACCGGGAUAGAUCCGUCGUUUUAAUUUGUGUUCUUAUUUUGAGGCGAAGGACGUGUGUGGGCGUUCCCAAGUAGCAAAGUGACCUCAGAAGACGCCAUUACGUCGUUUUCACUUUGCUACUUAGAUUGUUGAAGUUGAACUUAAAGUCUCUCAACUAAAAGGCGCGACCGGGGACUCGGCUGGAACGAAUCGAGUUUGCCUAGUUUAAGGCAACGUUCAACAGUUAUCCUCAAUAAAGAAAGAAGCAAACAAACAUUAA